AUGUUUUCUCAACAUUGCUGUGGCAUUGGGUUUCUAUGCAUGGGAGAGGAAAACAGCACCGCGGACAAUGCUUCUUCGCCUUCUUCAAUGUCAGCACCGACAUGCACCCAUCGAAAGUUAUGCUCCACGCGUGUUGUCAUUCGUCAUUCCACAGAGUUCCUUCCAAGUUCUCGGUCAAAGAGAAAUAGUGACGCUGUUGAUCCCGGUUUAUGUCGCCAUGAUACCUCGGAAGGAAGCUUCACCACCGCUGAUGCCAUGUUGCCACAAGAUUACCAACUAGACGAUGAAGAUAGAACGUACGACGUGUCGAAACGGCUUCCCAGCAUACAAUCAUCCACGUCGUCUUCUGCUGAUACAGCUCGCGGGGUUGAUCAACGAGAUAGCCAACAGCAACAACAACAUGACACUAGCAAGCUACGAGCAUUGAGUUGGCGACCAUCAGGGAUUGCAUUUAUACCACCACCUACCACGCAAAGUCGUAGCAUGGAGACGAGCAUUGUCAAAUGUGAUGUACUUCUAUGCAAGCGGAGCCUACGUUCUCAAAAAGCAGAUCAUCCUACUCAAUAUGAGGCAUCACGCAUGGUUGAGGAUUGGCGUCAAAUGCAAGUAGAACUUACGCAUCAAUCAUUGGCACUUUAUUCAUUUCCUCCACUGAUAUGGCCCGAUCGAUGGCUUGAGCAUGAUUUGAAAAUACCUCGAAUCACGCGUUUUGGACUCCUUUCUCCAUUGGAUUACACCUUUUUCGUAUGCUAUCAAACACCUGGUGGAACGGUGGACACGUUUUCAUUUCGUGCUCUUUCUAUCACUGUUUGCCGUGAAUGGUACAUGGCUCUUUAUCGCGUGUUGCCUGAUCAAGUCAAGCCUCUUUGUUCGCCUUGGUGCGAGGUGCAUAUACCCUUACUCGAAUUGCGAGUGAAAUUGCCGUUGUGGAACGAGGAUGGUGAAAUCAGAUACGACAUUACCUUGCAAAGUGUACACAACGCUGUGAUAUCCGUACUGCAACAAGAUGAGCAUUGGAAAAAGUUGAUCGACUCGGGUUUCAAGAAUAGCGAUCAGCUUGGCAUGUGCUGGUCGAGAGGCAAUAGGACUGAAUGGGUGUAUUGGAAUCGAAGCUUGACAGACCCUCAAGAAAGGAUCGAUCUUGUUAUAUCCCCGCAGCAUAUUGAACAGACGCAUAGACUUGAAUUACGACAUGUUGACCACGCUCCCAGCAACAUAUGGUUAGAGGAUGAUUCGAAGCUGCAGGAACCUCUCCCCAUUGAAGGAUACUUGACACGCUUGACAACAUUCACCGGCAAGCCCUUGUCGAAUGCACUAGGACGAUUGGUUCGGCGAAGUCACUAUUUUGCAUCUUUCGACCAGUAUUUGUUCAUAGUCCCACACGAUGCCAAGAUACCACCCAUUGAAAGCAAAUGUCACGUUCGUGAAACAGCAGAGUGCGUUUUUAUUUCAUCGAUUCGGCAAGAUCAGCUAGACUUUGAGGAGCAUCAUCGGCGAUUACAGCUUAUCACAUCAGCAGCCCAUGUGAUUGAUUUGACAGAGAUUUCCUAUGUUCGUCGCGUCUUUGAUGAUGAAGAGGGUGAGGCUUCAUUGCCUACAAGGACGACCACCUAUUAUGCCAGCAUUAUUCAGCAAGAAGAAGGAGGAGAAGAGGAAGGACGUCAACUUUCUCGGGGUCAAACUUGUAUCGAAAUUGUCAUGGUGAAUGGGAUGAUUCUAAAGUUCAAGCCCGAAUCCAGUGAUCUAAGUGAUACGUGGGUGUCGUACCUUACCAAGCUGAGUCUGUAUUGGCGAGCACGCAAAGAAGCUGAAAGAGACAUUCAUGCAAGUGAAGAUUUCGGGGAACUACUUGACGAUGAAUUCAGAUUGGUGAUGACGGGAGAGGAGAAAGGCAAGGAGUUUCAUCGUAAGCCCGAGGUGGACACACGGAUAUGGAACAUUUGCUCGUUUGAGGGGUGUCGAGAUAUCGUGAAAGCAGGGAUUAUGUACUUUCAACCUCGGUCACGCGGGACGUUUUCACAAAAGAUGUUUAUGCUGACGGCAAAUGGCUGGAUCAUCUAUUACAACAUGUUUGAAAGAGAGCCUUUAUCUUGCCAACCAUUGAAAACAGCCGUACAUGAGCGUAAAGGCCAAUUGGAUAUCAAUGAUUGCUAUGUAUACUCGUCUCCUUUUGAAGUGGAAUCGCCUUGUCGUAUUUAUUCAGAUGGUGGGAUCAGUGCUGACUCAAGCGAAGAAUGCCUAUUCUCACUGUGGAAACCCGAACGUCGGCGCGUGUUUAGUCCCAAGCGGCAACGGAUCACUGUGUACAAGAACAAUAAGCAAUUUCUUCAAGAGAAGGGUGAAACAUGGCAGUUUUUAGCAAGGAAUCGGCAUGAAAAGGAAGAAUGGGUAUCAGCUAUCAAUGUAGUUAUUGAGCGAUUACUGCGUGGACAGGAGUAA
Molecule: messenger RNA, 2439 nt
Organism: Lichtheimia ornata
Lineage: Eukaryota; Fungi; Mucoromycota; Mucoromycetes; Mucorales; Lichtheimiaceae
Exons: 8
Coding region: 1-2439 (812 amino acids)
Biological process (GO): ascospore-type prospore membrane formation; protein localization to prospore membrane
Cellular component (GO): prospore membrane
Source: RefSeq, a predicted model, not a curated record